Molecule: messenger RNA, 1712 nt
Organism: Ostrea edulis (European flat oyster)
Lineage: Eukaryota; Metazoa; Mollusca; Bivalvia; Ostreida; Ostreidae
Exons: 5
Coding region: 16-1518 (500 amino acids)
Source: RefSeq, a predicted model, not a curated record
AAAACAGAAAGGGUCAUGCAGUUUUGCAGAUGUGUGUUUCUAAUUAUUCUGUGUCCUUAUUUCGUACGGGGACAAGCAGAUUUAUAUGCUUUUAGAUGCUAUGGAACAGGCUGGGUUAUGGACGAGUCUUGUCCAGCAAAUCACAAAAUGUUUCCCAUAGAGGUCAGAGUUGGAGCCACUGGUUUAGCAACAGGUUGUCCUAAUAGUAUAGUAAAGGGGACUAAUACGUCUUUGGAGUCUACGUGUUGUAACCAUAGCGAUGCUGCUUGUCUUGAUACAUAUCAUAAUACCUUAAACGAUACGAUAACGUAUGUGUAUCAUGAAAUGUGCAUGGGUAGAAAACAGUGUGUGAAUUAUCCUAUAGUGCGCUCAACCACCACAGGUCCAGUCGUGUUUUGUGAUCAAAGUCUCUAUCAUUCUACUACAACUGUACUAGAGUUGAAGUACCAUUGCAUUCAAGAUGAAAAAUUUCUGUCUCUUUCAAAUUCAAUAUCCAUUUCAAAGGCUAAUCUUUCUGAUGUUCACAUUGUGCUACAAAAUUAUUCGUCGUCUGGAAUUCCGUCCACGACUACAGAUCUCCAAUGUUCCAUUGAAACAUCCGAAUGUGACGGACAAAUCCGGAUCAAUGCCAAAGAUCUGAGAUUGUUCUUUAACACAAGUCAGUGUUUUCAAAGAAUCUAUAUCAAUGACACGGAUGAUGGAGUGAUACAUGAUUUCGACUGUAGUCAUAAUACGAAUUUCAUACAAAAUGCUAAUUUUUAUACCAGUCAACAUAACCAUAUAAUCAUCCACUUCACGAACUCCUACGAUCAGAACGGCGGAUUCGUGUGGAUAAAACCCACUCCAGUGAACACCAGUCACACCCUUUCUAUAAACUGUCCUCCAAAAGAGGAAAAUCUGGCCUGUUUCCCGACCACCACAACAGAGGAAACCACCACGUCAGUGGACACAACAACAGAAACAACACCACACAUAACGGAAGUAUCAAACAAAACAAUGCAGUCUCGAAGCGACCCCACAAACGGACAACAAGACAUAGCACUCAUAGCUGGGAUUGUUACCGCGGUCAUCAUUUGCAUUUCCAUUGGCAUUGGCAUUGUAUGCGCUGUCAAGAUGAAAUGGAAAACGAAGCAAUCCAUAAAUGAUAUUUCAUCACAGGAAGAAAGAAGAGACUCCAGAACAUCGACGUCAAUACAAUCCACAUCUCAAAUAAUUAUACCUCUAGCACAUUCUUCUCCAGCAACCUCUUCUCAAUUAGCGUCGGUAACUGAAGACCUGGGGAAGCGUACAUUUCGAAAACAAAAUUCACUCUCUCCUCUACAGCUAAACCCAAGUACAUUUAUUGAUGAAGAGAACAAGAAAGCAAAGAGAAAGAAAAAAAAGAAAAAGAAAGAUGAAGAAACGAUCACUACUGACGUACAGGAAAAUACAGAGACAAAGAAGAAGAAGAAAAAGAAGAAGAAGAAACACAAAAAACAUAAAACUCAGUCACAAGAGAAUUACGCUGACACCAAGUGAGUGAAUAAGAAACAUGAUACCGUUUAUCAGAUGGAAUGAAUAAAAGUUUUCCUGGUUUGUAUGCGGAUUACUAAUUUGACAAGCACACGUAAUAACAGACAUAUUUUUCUCUUCAGUAUAAUAGUUUUUCAGUGUUUUGUGAAGAGUUGUGUUUUGUAUUUUUGAAUAUUAAUGGUUUUAAAAUUCACAUAUUA